This is a messenger RNA of Dendrobium catenatum, 2884 nucleotides long. Its product is annotated as glutamate receptor 2.7-like. The transcript is spliced from 5 exons. The record is from RefSeq and is a predicted model, not a curated record. Gene Ontology annotation, cellular component: plasma membrane. The coding region runs from base 79 to 2769 and encodes 896 amino acids. Lineage: Eukaryota; Viridiplantae; Streptophyta; Magnoliopsida; Asparagales; Orchidaceae. Gene Ontology annotation, molecular function: glutamate-gated receptor activity.
UCCUUUUAUAAAUUGAAGAUCACCUAUUGGUUGCUGUCAUCAAGAAGAAAGAAAGAAAGAAAAUAGAUCUCCUUUCGAAUGGCUAUACUGAAUCUUUUAAUUAUCCUCUUCCUUCGUACAGCUGCAGCUCAAAAUGAGACCAUGAAAUUACAUAGGUUUUCUCCUGUUCAUGUUGGUGUAGUUCUUGAUCUCAGCACACCACUGGGGAAGAUAAGCAAUACCAGCAUAUCAAUGGCAAUGGAUGAUUUCUAUGAUAUUCAUGAUAACUAUACUACAAAGCUUGUUCUUCACACUAAGGACUGUCAAGAGGAUUUUGUUAAAGCUGUAGCAGCUGCAACAGGUCUACUUGGGACUUCUCAAGUUCAGGCCAUCAUAGGCCCUCAGAAAUCAGAACAGGCAAAGUUCAUGUCAGAACUCGUAAAGAAAACACAGGUCCCUAUCAUUUCAUUCUCAGCCACAAGCCCCUCUUUCACCUCCAUCAGCAACCCUUACUUCAUCCGCACCACACUCAAUGAUUCAGCUCAGGUUGCCGCCAUCGCUGCCAUCAUAAAAGCUUUUGGUUGGCGACAGGCCAUUCCUAUCUCAGAUGACACCGACUAUGGCAGAGACAUCUUGCCUUACUUGUUCGACGCACUCCAACAGACGGGCACUCACAUCCCUUACCACUGUUUAAUAUCACUGCAAGCUACCAAAGAUCAGAUAAUGGAGGAGCUCUUCAAACUACAGACAAUGCAGACGAGGGUGUUCAUUAUCCACAUGAGGGUUUCAGUGGCCUCUCGACUUCUUCUGCUGGCCAAAGAAGCUGGAAUGAUGGAUGAAGGUUUUGUUUGGAUUAUGACUGAUGGAUUGACGAACCUUGCUGAAUCUCUCAGCUCUUCCAUCAUAGACUCCUUGCAGGGAGCAAUUGGUGUGAAGACUUAUGUCCCCAAAUCAAAGAAGAAUGAGAGUUUCGCAGCUCGUUGGAAGAAGAGAUUUCAGCAAGAUCACCCAGAUGACACACCUGCUGAAAUGAACAACUUUGCGCUCUUGGCUUAUGAUACUGUAUGGGCUCUUGCAAUAGCAGCAGAGAAAGCUAGUGUGGGUAAGUCCGACUUUAUUACACCAUAUAGGGAUACAAAAUUACCGAUUUUGGAGUCUUUGGAAGUUUCAAAGAAUGGGCCGAAAUUAGUCGAGGAGAUAUUGAAGUGCAGAUUUGAAGGUGUUACUGGAAAAUUUAAACUCAUAAAUGGUCAGCUACAAUCUUCCACAUUUCAAAUCGUUAAUAUGGUAGGGACAAGAGAAAGAAACCUUGGAUUCUGGGAUCCUAAGACUGGGUUAUCUGAACAGUCGAAGCCAAAAAAUGGCAAGACAUACUCGACCUUGAUGACUGAUUUGAAUCAAGUUGUUUGGCCUGGAGAGUCGGGUUCAGUACCAAAAGGAUGGGACAUUCCUGUAAGUCGGAAGAAACUCAAGAUUUUAGUCCCAAAAAGUUCCUUUCCAGAAUUUGUCAAAGUGGAAAAAAAUGCGAGCAGUAAUAAUACGGAAGUAAGUGGCUUUAGCAUUGAGGUGUUUGAAGCUGCAGUGCGGAACUUGCCGUAUGCUCUUCCAUUAGAGUAUUUUGCUUUUGAGAGUGCUAGCGGUCAGAAUGCAGGAACAUAUGAUGAUCUUAUCAUGCAAGUCUACAAUCAUAAUUAUGAUGGUGCGGUAGGGGACAUAAAUAUCAGAGAAAACAGGUUACAGUACGUAGAUUUCACUUUGCCAUACACAGAAUCAGGGGUGUACAUGAUUGUUCCAUUCAAAAUGGUGCAGAAGAACAUAUGGAUCUUUCUGAAGCCAUGGAGCAAAGAUUUAUGGUUUGGAGCCAUUGCCUUCUUUCUCUACACAGGUUUUGUUGUGUGGGUAAUGGAGCAUAAGGCAAAUCCUGAGUUCAGUGGUUCACGCACGCAUCAACUUGGAACCAUCCUACACUUCUCCUUCUCAACAAUGGUCUAUGCUCAUAGGGAGCAUCUGGAGAAUGUGUUAUCUAAGCUAGUGUUGAUAAUAUGGUUAUUUGUAGUCCUCAUAUUGACAUCUAGCUACACUGCAAGCUUAGCAUCCAUGCUUACAGUACAAAAACUUGAGCCAAGUGUGACUGAUUUCCAUCAACUCAUUAGAAAUGGAGAUAAUGUUGGUACUACUAAUGGCUCUUUUCUGGUUGAUCUCUUAAAAAAGCUUACAUUUGAUGAAAAGAAGGUUAAUGAAUACAACUCUGUGGAAGAAUUUUCUGAAGCUUUGUUAAAGGGAAGUCAGAAUGGUGGAAUCACUGCUAUAUUUGAAGGGCUUCCAUUUGUUCAGCUCAUUAUUAAGCAACAGUGCGCAAAUUUUACAGUAGUUGGCCCAAUUUUCAAGAAUCAAGGGCUCGGUUUUGCAUUUCCAAUAGGUUCACCUCUAGUCCAUGACAUUUCAAGGGCUUUAUUAAAGGUGGUUGAGGGAGAUGAAAUCACUAAUAUUGAGAAUAAAUGGCUUGUAAAUCAAACUUCAUGUCAAAUUCAAGGCAAUACCAUCUCAUCAAACCACCUAGACUUUAAUAGUUUUGGGGGACUCUUUCUCAUCACCGGAACUGUUUCAACAUUUGCUCUCUCUAUAUUCGUUAUCAUAUUUAUACAUAAAAAUUGGCAUAAACUACGAAGCAUUGGUGCAGAAAAUAACAUAUGGAGGAGAUUUGCCACAAGUUUCAAUUGCUAUAACAACAGCAGAAAUCUAACUCUUUCAGCAAAGCCCCCAAACAGAGAAAUAAGUCUCCAAGCUUAGUUGCAGCAUCCUGAUGGAAAGAAGUAUUGGGCUCCUAUUUUGUUAUCGCAACAUAAUGUAUAAUUACUUUUCAUCAUUGUCAAAUUUUUGUACCUUAUCUGCUGUAAAUUUAGAA